This is a messenger RNA of Brassicogethes aeneus, 360 nucleotides long. NCBI's taxonomy places the organism in Eukaryota, Metazoa, Arthropoda, Insecta, Coleoptera, Nitidulidae. The record is from the annotation of a GenBank genome assembly.
AUGAACAUGAACGCCAGCACCGAGGGACAAUUACGAUCCCGAAGGAAAGCCGCUAAAAUGCUUGUCUGCGUCGUGGUUAUGUUUGCCAUCUGCUUUUUGCCAGUACAUUUGUUGUCAGUUUUAAGGUUGACUGUGAAACUGACCAACAGCGAGCUGAACCAGGCUUUUUCUCUAAUCUCGCACUGGCUGUGCUACGCCAACAGCGCAGUUAAUCCCAUAAUAUAUAACUUUAUGAGCGGUAAGUCGUCCGCAUGUCCCUUAAUUCCUUCCCACGUAUUUUCUCACCGCACAAAACGUUUUGCCAUUGUAAAAAGACUUGUUAAGGACGGUGGUUUCAAAGUUUUCAAAUUGAAAGCUUAG